AUGGGAGGUGGGUAUGAAGAGUCACCACAGCUUCCUGAUGGUGGGUUAGAGGAAGAGAUUGAGAGAGAGACCCUACAGAUACAUUAUGACAAUUGUUGUAAGGGACUUGGGAUUAAGAUUGUUGGUGGUUGCAGUUUGGAUGGAGAGGAAGACUAUGGAAUAUUUGUGAAGAGAGUGUUACCUGGAGGACUGGCAGAGAUUGAAGGUCGACUGCAGAAUGGUGACCAGAUACUGGAGGUAAACGGGGAUAGUUUAGAGGGAGUGACAAAUGACAGAGCUGUGGCGAUUCUGCGGAAGGCCUCGGCCACCAAUGUGGUGGACUUGUUAGUGAGCCGAGAUGAUCAAGCCAGAGAGGAGUAUGAGGAGGUUUUGGAGAGACAAACUUUCCUAAGCCACAACUGUACCCCUGUCCAUACAGAGACCCCCAGCAGAGAAUCCAGUAAGGCCUCCUCCAGGUGUACCACCCCCUCAGUUACAGAUUUUAAGGCUGGCGUAAGCCCAAGGUAUGAUCACAGUGUUUACCACACUCCGCAGCAAAAUGGAGUAGCAGAAAAUCAAAAUGGAGUAUCAGAGAUAAGCCAUCCAGAUCAAGAUUAUGUUAGCCAGGCACCCGCUGCACCAGGGGAGACCACUCCAAGUGCCAGCUGGUACCCUCAUCCAGCUAUCAACCCCACUGAUAGGUUUGGUGCGAGGAUACAACCUAAUAUGGCUUCUACCCCACAAGCUGUAGGUGGCAGGGUGAGACUUCUUCCCUCCUACAACACCAGCCUGUCUAUGAUAGGUCACGGUGACAACAUCUCCCCUGUGCUGGCCCCAGGCACCCAGGGCCCUCCCCUUCACACUAUGGGGAUGUCACAGACGUUCAGUGGGACGGAGCAGUUACCUAGGUCACAAGACAUGUCCCAGACCAGGAAGCUCUCCCUUGACCCGCAUGUCAGGUUAAAAGUAGAGAAACUCGAGGACGCUCUGAGAUACCUGGGCCUGGAGCCGUCCCCAGAACAACAGGCCGUGUUACGGACAAACCUUGGGGUGGAUAACACAGGAACUGUUAGCUAUGGAGACUUUGUGAGGGAAGCUCGUGAAAUUUUCCGUCUUCAGCUGGAUGAGAAAAAUAUAGGUCCUGGAGCCAUGCUGUUUGCUGCCCAGGAUCUGACAUCACUGUUGGAGCCACCACCAUUCAAACCUGAGUUGAGCACAAUACCAGAUGUGGCAUUUGGGGAGGACUUUGAUACUGUCAGACAAGAGCGGGAUGAGUUAAGGAAGGAAGUACAAAGGUUGAAGAUGAUGCUGAAAGAAAAGGAGGAGACUUGCAAUGUGGCUGAGGAUGAAAUUCUGAGGAUAAGAAGGCAAGCUCAGGGCGCAAUUCAUGAGACGCGGUCACUGCGCAGUAAAGUGCACCUAGCAGAACAGGCUCAGCGUGCCGCACGCAACAUGGAGCAGGACUAUGAAGAGGUGGUCAAACUGUUAGAGAAAGAGAUAGCUGAAAUGAAAGAGGAGCUGGACAAAAGAAAGGAAGUCUCCACGGUAGAUAUGGAGAAAAGGCUCGCAGUCAUCAGUUGUCAACUCAGGAAAACAGAUUCUGCAAAGAAGACCUAUGAAGUAGCCACACAGAAACUUCUUCAGUUUGUGGAGCAUGUUCAUGAAACAAUGAAAGACGAUGAUACUGCUGCCCAAAAAAGGGUGGAGUCCUUCUCUGGGGAAGCAACCAGAGGAAGACAGUCAGCAGUGAGUAUCAGAAAGCAGCAAGGGCAGAAGAGACUGGCCAGUGAUGCUCGUGAAGUGGUGAGGGCAGUCAAGUCUCUCACAGACUCGCAAGAUCUACCCUAUGGUUGGGAAGAAGCCUACACAGAGGACGGAAUGAGAUACUACAUAAAUCAUCUGACUCAAAUGACUACUUGGUCGCAUCCUGUGUCAAACAUCCAUCAUCUGCCAACCAUCCAGGGGUCAGAGGUGAAAGGUCAGAAGGGCAAAUCCCUCCCCAGACCAGGUCCAUCAUCAUGAUGAUAGCAUUGUGGUGGAUAAUGAACAACAUUUGGUGCUACUGUUUGCUUAUUAUUUUUUAGCUCUCACUUUUGAUUGGUCAUAGUUACAUGUAUUGUUUGCUGCAGAAGUAUGUGUAACAUUUUUUUUUUAUGUUUUAUAUAGCCUUAAGAUUCAUGUAAAAUCUUCAACAUGGUUUUAUUUAAACAUCAAGAAACUUAGGCUUAUCUUCCUUUGUAUGUGACCAAAGCUACUUGAAUGAAAGGGUUGUAAUGACCAGGGCCUGUAUUUAUCCAACGUUUUAAGACUUAAGUCAAAAUUCAAACUCAGCUACGGUUAAAAUGUUUUGUUCUAGGAAGUUUAAAAUAUGUACACUGAUUCUUUACUGCAGAACAAUAUGCCAGUCACAAUUCGAGUUCUUUUCUGUUAUCAGUUUGGCUUUUUAAGCACUUGUAAUUUUUGACUUAAGUCCUAAAGGAAAAGGCCUCUAAAAAUUGAGGGUAACAUGACUAAAUAGACCAUUUAAAACUAUGUAGAAAUUUACUUUUGUUUAUUUUUUGGAUUUUUGUGAAAAGAGUUAAAAGCGUUCAAACAUUUGACAGUAUUUACAGGGACGCUGUGGUACCAAUAAGCAAUAGGUGGGCUUUAUUGGCAAUACUAUCACAGUUUAGGAACUCUGACGUCACAGGAAGUUCUUUCAUCUCCUAAUCUCAACACUGAAGGUUGGAAUAACUCUUUACCCAUGAAUAAAAGAUUACUGAAAUAAUGUUCCCAAAAACUCCUUCCUUCUGGUGAACAUCAGGAAAGAAACAUGAUGUGACAUCAGAGUUUCUGGAUACUGUCAGUAUGGCUCUUAAAGCCCUUCAUAGUAUUCAGAUAUUUGAAUGCCUUUCAACACUCUUCAGAAAAAUCUGAAAAAAUAAAUGAAAGCAUUUUUACGCAUAGUUGUCAGUUGUAUGUAUGAUGAAAUAUUUUAGCUUUCUUUUACUUUAAGGUGCUUGAUAAAUAUGGGUCCAGGUCAUAAAAUUAGGAACAGAGUCGGCUCAUAUAAGCACUUAUUUAAGAAAUCGUGACCUUUAUGAGGUCAGGAAGAGAAGUCGAGUCCUAUUAGGUCAUUUCUGAGGUAGUGAAAAUUGUUACCGAUUUACCAAAGUAUUUCCAGUUUUAAAAUGUUCUGCCGCGUAUGUUUUAGUCAUCUCUGUAAGGUUUUCUUCCUGUUGGAUAUCUAAACCUGACUAGAGCAUUGUUGCUGUGAAGGACAAUACUUAGUUCAUAGAUAAACAUUGCCAAACACAAACCACUGCUCUGCUCCGAUUUAUUUUAGAUUAGUUUUAAUAUUACAGGUUUGCUCUCGCUGUAGCCAGAAGACAAUUCAUUUCAUCCACUACGUCCCAGAACAUUCAUCUUCACAACAUGAAAGUAGGUCCUAAAAGCCUAACAAUGACAUAUCAUU
This is a messenger RNA of Liolophura sinensis, 3433 nucleotides long. RefSeq names its product syntaxin-binding protein 4-like. The transcript is spliced from 19 exons. The coding region runs from base 1 to 2001 and encodes 666 amino acids. The record is from RefSeq and is a predicted model, not a curated record. Gene Ontology annotation, molecular function: protein binding. Lineage: Eukaryota; Metazoa; Mollusca; Polyplacophora; Chitonida; Chitonidae.